AUGAGCUCCAACACAGCCUCCCCACACGGGGACGUCUCCCCGCGCCCUCCCCUCAGCCCCAGCCCGGCCCGCCCCGCCCCAGCCCCGCGCCCUCCCGCACUCCCCGCCGCGCCGCAGGCUGAGGCUCCGGCUGCCGCUGCGGGGGCACUCGGGGCCGCCCGGCAGCGCUCGGAGCCCGCUCGAAGCCGUUCGGAGGCGCUCGGGGCCGCUCGGCAGCGCUCGGAGCCCGCUCGGGGCCUUUCGGAGGCGCUCGGGGCCGCUCGGCAGCGCUCGGAGCCCGCUCGAAGCCGUUCGGAGGCGCUCGGGGCCGCUCGGCAGCGCUCGGAGCCCGCUCGAAGCCGUUCGGAGGCGCUCGGGGCCGCUCGGCAGCGCUCGGAGCCCGCUCGGGGCCUUUCGGAGGCGCUCGGGGCCGCUCGGCAGCGCUCGGAGCCCGCUCGGGGCCGCUUGGAGCCCGCUCGGGCCGUUGCCAGGGCCUGCGUUCCGCGUCCCUGUGUCUGGAAUGCCCCAGGCCUUCCGCCGUCAGGGCGCACUCCCGUGGCUCUGCUCCCUCCUCCACCGCAAAUGGCGACGAAGGCGUUUUUUUUCCUGCUCCUGCAGCUGCUCAGCUGCUGCCUGCGGGGCUCGGGGGGCUCCUCGCCCCGUCUGCAGCCACCGCCCCUGCGGGUCACCUGCCAGAGCCCUCCCGAACGCGUCUGGCAAGGGCAGGGUAACGAGCACCGGGUCUCCUGCCUGUGGAACAGCACCGUGAGGCUGCGGUACCAGCCCGCCCCGGGAGCGAGAGGCGAGGCCGAGAGGAAAGGGGGGCGGCCAGCACCCCCACCACACUGCUCCUGGUACCUGGGCUCAGCGUGGGUGAGGAACACCUCACGCUGGUCAGGCCAGGUCGUGCUGCAGACCAGCCUCCUGCCAGGAAGCGCUUGUCCCCCCGGGCCUUCCAGCCUCCUCAGGGUGCAGUGCUCAUCUGCCUCAUGCGCUGCCCCCGACUGCCUGCACCACAACGUCAGCGUCGAGAUGCCUGCGCAGGAGAUGCGGCUCCUCCAGAACAGCACCUGUGCCUACAGGGAUCACGCAAGAAACACCACACGUUUUGUCCAUCGCGCCGCUUUCCCCUUGGGUCCAGAGGAACACAUGGGGCUUGUGGCAAAAGGGAGUCGUACCAGGAGGGCUCUGCCACCGGCUCUUCUAGGAGCCAGAGUCGACAAUGCCGCGGCAAAAACCGCAGAAGCACCGGUGGCUUUCCAGAAAAACACCUGCUCUUCGCUGUCCGUGCGGAUUCACAGACCUAGAGUCCAUGUCCCUAUCUUGCGCUUAAAAAGGAAGUCAGCUUUUUUCUACUUUGCCGAUGCAGAAGUAAACUGCCCGGGUGGUAUGCCUCUCAGGCCCCUGUGGCGAAUCUACCCUGUUCCAGACACACAAACCAUUCCAGACUGGAGCAAGCCAAUGAACCUUUCUUUAAUGUUCAGUACAGAAACGAUGCACAUAACAGUUCCUGGUUAUACUUUAGAUUACGGGCUGUAUCUGAUUAAUUUCACUGUCACCACGACCCCAACUAUGUCCGCACCAAUGCUCAUGGACUCAGAUAAAGUUUAUGUUCAGAUUGAGAAAAGCGAUCUAGAAGCAAAUAUUGCAGGAGGCACGUUCCGCAGAGUGGGCUUUUCUGAUAAUUGGACUCUUGAUGGCUCCACAUCCUUUGAUCCUGAUUCAGAGGAAGGACUCAAGGGAAUCACAUUUACUUGGUACUGCACUAAAGAGUUGUCAGAUUAUAAAACCAUGCAACUCAGCCCUGGGAAGAAAUGCCAUGAGGCCCAGAGAGACUUGAAAUGGAUAACAGCUUCAGGCCCAGUUCAAGUGAUGCCACCAGAGUCCCUCCCAGGAAACACCGUGUACUACUUCCGCCUCGUGGUUGAGAAGGAUGGAAGGAGCAGUUAUGCUGACCAAACUGUAAGAGUGCAGCCUGGCUCGCCACUCCUUCUGAAUGUGAUGUGCAUUGAAAACUGCGGUAAAGCUCUCAUUCCAACAGAGAGAUUUAUAUUGUCUGGAAAGUGCCUCAACUGUAGAGCACACAGCCACCCAGCCUACUACUGGUCCCUUCUCGAAGAUGACUUGACCGAAAUUACUUUUGACUGGUCUUCCAGAACCUCCACAGGGAGGUUUGGGGCCUACCUGUCUAUCCAUGCUCUCACCUUCACAAAGACUGCACGUGGAUCCUACACGUUGGUGUUAAAAGUCACCACGCGGGACGGCAGGUCUGCAACCUCCAGACAUGCAUUUACGGUGACUUCACCUCCUAGGGCUGGCCGCUGUAGCAUCAACCCAAAGCAGGGUACAGCCUUUCUGACAAAAUUUGUGGUUCAGUGCAGUGGGUUUUCUGACAGCAAUUUACCCCUGAUGUAUAAAGUGAUGGUAGCUUCCAACGUACCCAAAACUACCAAAGUAACUUCUGUGGAGGAAAAUACAUUUGGUGCCAUUUUGUACUUUGAUUACGAACCUAAAACUCCUCCGUCUUUUCUCCCAGCUGCAGCGCCCUCUCAGAAGGACACCUUGACACUUUAUGUUCAAGUCCACAACUCUCUAGGGGUGUUUACCCAAGUGACUUUAUAUGUUCGUGUAAAGAACCCAGCUAAGGGCCGAGCACCAGCUGAAGUGUUCCGUCAGCUGCUGACCUCCGUGACCGGUUUAAGCUCGCCAAUGUCAUCUUAUCUCCAGAGAAAAGAUUAUUUUGGUGCAAGUUAUUUGGGUUACCUGGCAGCCUCCAUCUUAAACUACAUUAAAGCUGAACCAAGUCUCAUGCACUCUAAGACUCAGCUGCGGGAAACCCUGAUUGAAACAGCCCUGAAUGUUUCCAUGGAGAGCACAAUAGAAAUCAACCAAGUAGUUGCUGCUCUUUCUCUAGUCACAGAGGAAGCUGCUGAAUUGAACAGCAGAUCACAAGACCUUGCCAUUAAGAAACUGGCAGAAGCAACUAAACUGCUCAAGAAUAAUGAGCACCACUGGUCUGAGGAUGCCGAAAUUCAGAGCACUGGAAUAUUAAGGUCCUUGUCCAACGUCCUGAGAGCUGCUCUUCUGCCUCGUCAGAACGUAAAAGCGAGUCGAGUUAAAGACGUUGUCUCCAUCAUGGAAAAUGUGACGGAUGUAGUUUUCCAGGGCAAAGUCCCUGGAGAAAUGGACACUCACGUGGAAACAAAGAACUGGAAUAUCACGCUGAAGAAAGACGAAAGUAGGAACAUUGCAGAUUCUUUCUCUCCCCAAGACACCUGCAAGAACUGCUUUUAUCCAUCACUGAAGAAGGGGGGUGUUUCGGGAGUGCCCCACGAUGCCGUGAUUUCCACUGCCGUUUAUGAGUUUGACGAAAACCCCUUCCCUUGGUUAGGUUCCACGUCAGAAAUCGGAACAACAGUCUUGGGGUUCAAAAUGGCAGAGACCAAGCCUAAUGGGGAGCUACUAGGGAUCAUGCCUGAAGGAGCAGAAAUUACUAUUGCUAGGAAAGACACGCAGUUUUCAACUUUUCAGCUAGCAAUGGGACCCAAUAAGAAACAAAAUUCCACAACCGGAGGAUUUACUGUAGAAGUCAACAGAAAUGCCAAGCGCCUGUACUUCCAGAUCCUGACCAAAUUAAAAGUUGCCUUCAACGUGCUGAUCUUUAAGGGCACCAACGUCACUCACACUCAUCCCAUAGCCUCCUUUGAUGCUUUUCACAACAUGCCAACAGUUGCAAGCAAAAAUGAGACACCGAUCAUUGACUGUAACGUUGAGACUCCCUACAUUGUCUGUCUCCCAGAGACUGUGCUGACAGACGCAGCUCAAGGAAUCAAGACAGACACUUAUAAUAUCUCCAUUGUCCUGCUGACACCCUAUGUAGUAAGGCAUAAGACCCAGGAUCUGGUGAGCAUUAAUGUUUUUAGUGAUCAGUGCGUGUUUCUGGAUGGGAUUCAAAGUACCUGGAGAGAAGACACAUGCAGGCUUGGCUCCUUGACCGACUGGCAGAGGGUACACUGCGUUUGCGAUAUGAAGCCGACCGAGUUCAACUACACUGCCCCAGAUGGAACCACAUUCAGCAUCAGGUUCCUGGCAGCCAAAGUACUCGUUACUCCCAACAGAGUAGAUCUGGGAAAAACCCUGAUAGCAGACCUACCUGAAAACCCAGUGACACUCCUAACAGUGCUCUUCAUUUUGGCUAUCUACUCCCUUUUGUCCCUCUGGGCCAUGAGAAAAGACAUGGCUGACAGGGAGAGCAAAAACAGGAUUACAGUUCUGCCAGACAACGACCCCUUUGCCAAGGUGAGCUUUUUGGUCACUUUAUACACAGGCAGUCGCUGGGGAGCUGGAACCACAGCAGAUGUCUUUCUUCAGCUCACUGGCCAGAGAGGCACCAGUGACAUCCACUGUUUACGGCACCCACGUUGUCAGUCUUUCCAAAAAGGAAGCAUUGAUUGCUUUUUGUUAACAACUAAGACGGACCUGGGCGACAUUUGCUCCUUCAGGGUCUGGCACAAUAACAAGGGCCCAUCUCCAAGUUGGUUUUUGAGCAGAGCCAAAGUUGAGAAUAUCUCCACUGGGAAGACCUGGUUCUUCAUGUGCAGGAAAUGGCUCUCUCUCGAGAAGGGCGAUCACCUACUAGAAAGGACAUUUUCCGUCACCAACCCCAAGACACCUCUGCCCAGAACUGACUUUUUUUGGAUUGAUCUUGCCAACAGCCUGGCAGCGAGCCAUACAUGGCUCUCCAUUUUUGCUAACGUUCUCAUUGGCCCUUUCAGCAGACUCCAAAGGUUGUCUUCUUGUUUAGCAGUAUUAUUAUUAAGCUUGUUUCUUAACAUUAUUUUCUUUAAUGCUGGCAACAAUGAAGACUCUCCAACACACUCAAGGUAUCUAAGACCAAUCGCAGUAGGGAUUGAAUGUGCGUUUCUUACCAUACCUGUGGAAGCGAUUAUCCUUGCCUUAUUUAAGUACUCCCCAAAGGAACCUUUUUCUCAUGGCGUGGCUCAGACGGACCCAAAGUUAAGUUCACCAUCUGGAAAGUUCCUGUCUGGAAAACUUCAGAACCUGAAGGAACGUCUGCAAAAACGGUACCGUUCAGAAACUUCAGCACAACUGAGGAAUAUUAGUCCAUUGGAGAACCUUCCUGGUCCCAGCAACUCACAGAGCCCACCACGUUCCGGAAAGACAGGUCCCCAAAACAGGAACAACCGCAUAAUUUCUGAAGAAGAUACAAAUGUAACUGGAAGAGAGGAGCAGGCGACAUCCGCAAACUCCCCUCCGAUGGCUGUGGCCUGCCAGAGAAGGCCACCAUCAAACUCUGGUUUUAGUAAUAACUAUGCAGAAGAAGGGGGCAACUUGCAGAAGGAGAGGAAACCACUAAGCAUUACUUCCCCACCCUCUCACAAGAGACAGCACAGAGUUUUGUGGUGGUGCUCUGCCUACCUCUCGUGGGCACUAAUUAUAGUUGUCACUGGGGUAUCAUCAUUCUUCAUUGUGCUCUAUGGUUUGUCUUACGGCUAUGAGACUUCAGUAGAGUGGCUUUUAGCAUCUGCAGCCGCCUUUAUUAAGAAAGUGUUUUUCUUCCCAGUUUUAAAAAGCAGUCUUUUCACAGCUUUCAGGACAGUCUCUCCAAAAUACUGCGAAAACAUCAUGUGGUUAAGUCCGCAAAAGCAUCCUGAGAUGAAGCUGGCUGAAGACACGAUGAGUGCUGACAAGAUGAGAGAGAUGCACGUGAAACUUGCUAAAAUCAGACGCACCAAGCAGUAUAAGCCUUUGGAAACUGAUGAAAUUGCAAAGAUGCUGAAAAGGGCAAAAAUUAAAGCCAAAGCAUUUACUUGCACCAUAGGUUUCAUCAGUCACCUUGUCUUUUUAACACUGCUCUUAAAUUCUGCCUGUUCCACUGAGAACACCAACAGCUUCCUCUACAACCGGUUCAUCCACAGCCAAGUCUCUCCACGACUCUCCAGCGUAGAGAAGCUAGACCACAUCUAUGUGUGGGUGAAAGAUGUGUUCUUGCCUUUGAUCCACAACGACAUUCAGCCAACCUUUCUUCCUGACAGCUGGUCCAAAAUCAUUGGCUUGCCUAGGAUGAGGCAAGUGCGAGCCAAAGGCAUGGAGAAAAAAUGUUUCUAUCCUCACAGCUUUUUAAAUAACUUUGUGAUCAAUAAAAGCCACUGUCUGCACAAGUAUGGCAGUGAUAUCCCAGAGGACGGUGACUACGCUGGCACUUGGACAAAGCUUGCCAACCAGUCUGUUCCCAAGGACAACAGCAGUUACAGUGGGUUCACGUACCAGCCAAACAGGACUCCAUGGACGUAUCCUUCGCAUGGAGAUUUGCACACAUACGGACCAGAAGGAUACACGUUUUACUUUUUCCCUGAAGAAGGAAGACCUAAUUCGACGACGAGGCUGGAUGCUCUACAGCAGAGCAACUGGCUUGAUGACAAGACAUGGGCUGUGAUCAUGGAACUAACAACAUUUAACUGUGAUGCAGAGCUCUUUUGCACAAUCUCAGUCGUAUUUGAAAUGUCUCACUUUGGGAUCCUAAAACCAAGUCUGGCAGUACACUCUUUUGCACUGCCCAUUUUUCACCAGCAAACUAGAGCUCAAAUGGCUGUGUUUGUCAUUGUUGUUGCCUUUCUGUUCAUUUACAUUGCAGAGGAGCUGCACACCAUCAGCCAAGAAAAAAAAGAUUACGUGAAGAACAUUUCCAAUAUCAUCAGCUUUGGCUUCAAAGCAGUAUUCCUCCUAGCUGUUUGUUUAAAGGUAAUGAAGUUUAAGGUGGGAGCAGAUAUAGUGAAGUUUUACUUACUUCACCCAAAUGAUUUCAUUCCUUUCCACGCCGUUUCUCAUUUAGACCAGAUUUUACGGAUUACUAUGGGCUUUUUAGUAUUUCUUGUCAUUUUGAAAACUCUAAAAUAUGCCAGGUUCCUUCAUGGCGUGCGCCUGGCACAAAGAUCCCUCUUGGCAGCCCUUCCCGCCAUCUCCUCCAUGGCCCUGGUGCUGGUGGUGCACAUUUUUGUGUUUACGGCUUUUGGCUACCUUGCCUUUGGGCAGCACGAGUGGAAUUACAGUAACGUGAUUCGCUCAGCUCAGACCAUCUUCUCUUUCUGCAUCUCAGCUUUCAGAGAUACUGCCUUUUCAUCCAACAGGCUGCUGGGUAGUCUCUUCCUAGCCUCCUUCAUGGUGGGGAUGAUCUGUGUCCUGAUCAAUCUCUUCCGUGCUCUCAUGGUGUCUGCCUAUAGAGACACGAAAUGGCGCAACUAUAAGGAAACAUCUGAUGAAUCACAAAUGGCUGCUUUUGUAUUUCAAAGGCUCAGGCAGGUAUUUUACACGCUGACGUGCAAAAGAUCCAAAACCAGUGGGCCUGGCCUUUUUGCCAGGGUACUCUAUAGGCAGCCUGAGAGAAAACCUCAGCAACAUUUGGGGCUCAAGAACAGAAAAAUAAAUGGGAGAAAAAUGGUUUAUCUUGUCACAUGAGUGAGGAAAGAUUUUGUACUAAAGAGCUGGACUCUCUGAUACUCGUGUUUCAAAUAAGUGCUCAUAAAUAAACUAUUUAUUUUUUAAAAGCU
Apus apus (common swift) is the source of this 7547-nucleotide messenger RNA. It is a transcript of the gene PKDREJ, whose product is annotated as polycystin family receptor for egg jelly. NCBI's taxonomy places the organism in Eukaryota, Metazoa, Chordata, Aves, Apodiformes, Apodidae. The record is from RefSeq and is a predicted model, not a curated record. Gene Ontology annotation, molecular function: calcium channel activity; protein binding. Bases 1 to 7455 code for a protein of 2484 amino acids. The transcript has a single exon. Gene Ontology annotation, biological process: detection of mechanical stimulus. Gene Ontology annotation, cellular component: membrane.